AUGCCGUUCCACCCGGUGACGGCGGCGUUGAUGUACCGGGGCAUCUACACCGUGCCCAACCUGCUGUCAGAGCAGCGCCCGGUGGAUAUCCCUGAAGACGAGCUGGAGGAGAUCCGAGAAGCCUUCAAGGUGUUUGACCGUGAUGGCAAUGGCUUCAUCUCUAAGCAGGAGCUGGGAACGGCCAUGCGCUCCCUGGGUUACAUGCCCAACGAGGUGGAGCUGGAGGUUAUCAUCCAGCGGCUGGACAUGGAUGGUGAUGGCCAAGUGGACUUUGAGGAGUUUGUAACACUCCUGGGCCCCAAGCUUUCCACCUCGGGGAUCCCAGAGAAGUUCCACGGUACUGACUUUGACACUGUCUUCUGGAAGUGUGACAUGCAGAAGCUGACGGUGGACGAGCUGAAGCGACUCCUCUACGACACCUUCUGCGAGCACCUGUCCAUGAAGGACAUCGAGAACAUCAUCAUGACAGAAGAGGAGAGCCACCUGGGCACUGCCGAGGAGUGUCCUGUGGACGUGGAGACCUGUUCCAACCAGCAGAUCCGCCAGACGUGCGUGCGCAAGAGCCUGAUCUGCGCCUUCGCUAUCGCCUUCAUCAUCAGCGUCAUGCUCAUCGCGGCCAACCAGGUGCUGCGCAGUGGCAUGAAAUAG
Molecule: messenger RNA, 648 nt
Organism: Peromyscus eremicus (cactus mouse)
Lineage: Eukaryota; Metazoa; Chordata; Mammalia; Rodentia; Cricetidae
Gene: Cabp7
Product: calcium binding protein 7
Exons: 5
Coding region: 1-648 (215 amino acids)
Molecular function (GO): calcium ion binding
Source: RefSeq, a predicted model, not a curated record